This is a messenger RNA of Gastrolobium bilobum, 1427 nucleotides long. Its product is annotated as ornithine carbamoyltransferase, chloroplastic. The record is from RefSeq and is a predicted model, not a curated record. Gene Ontology annotation, molecular function: amino acid binding; ornithine carbamoyltransferase activity. Gene Ontology annotation, biological process: L-citrulline biosynthetic process. Lineage: Eukaryota; Viridiplantae; Streptophyta; Magnoliopsida; Fabales; Fabaceae. Bases 61 to 1155 code for a protein of 364 amino acids. Gene Ontology annotation, cellular component: intracellular membrane-bounded organelle. The transcript is spliced from 5 exons.
UGGUAUUACUAUUGGCAUUGUGCAUUGUGUUGUUUGUGUUUGGUGAGUGAGGAGAAAGAAAUGGCUGCGAUUUCGUGUCACUGUAACUGUGCUGUUGGAUUCGAGAAACCCUACCUCUCCCCUCACAGUCUCCGCCAUUCCGCUUCUUUCCCUUCCAUUUCUGUUUCUUCUCCACUCAGAGUUUCAUCCCUCGCCACUUUCGCUGUUUCAGCCGAAUCUUCUGUCACUCAAAAAGUUGGGCUGAAAGAUUUUGUUCACAUAGAUGAUUUCGAUAAGGACACUAUUUUGAAGAUAUUAUAUCGAGCCAUUGAGGUCAAGGCAAAGCUAAAAUCAGGGGAUAGGAGAUUUCGACCUUUUGAAGGGAAGACAAUGGCUAUGAUAUUUACAAAACCGUCCAUGAGAACACGGGUUUCAUUUGAGACUGGCUUUACAUUGUUAGGUGGCCAUGCUGUCUAUUUAGGACCUGAUGACAUCCAAAUGGGCAAGCGUGAGGAGACUCGUGAUGUUGCUCGUGUUUUGUCUCGCUAUAAUGACAUCAUUAUGGCUCGUGUUUUUGCUCAUCAGGACAUACUUGAUCUUGCAAAGUAUGCAACUGUACCAGUCAUCAAUGGAUUGACAGACUACAACCAUCCCGUCCAAAUAAUGGCUGAUGCCCUAACUAUGAUUGAGCACAUUGGUCGGGUGGAAGGUACCAAGGUUGUCUAUGUUGGAGAUGGGAAUAAUAUUGUUCACUCAUGGUUAUUGAUGGCAUCUGUAAUUCCUUUUCACUUCGUCUGUGCGUGUCCAAAAGGUUUUGAACCUGAUGAGAAAACAGUUGAGAAGGCAAGGAAGGCUGGAAUCAGCAAGAUUGAGAUAACUAAUGAUCCCAAAGAAGCUGUUAGAGGAGCUGAUAUUGUGUAUUCAGAUGUCUGGGCCAGCAUGGGGCAAAAGGAAGAGGCUGCAUUCCGCCGCCAAGUGUUUAAAGAAUUUCAGGUGAACCAAAGUCUUAUGGAUAUGGCUGGUUCAAAGGCGUUUUUCAUGCAUUGCUUACCAGCGGAAAGAGGGGUGGAGGUGACUGACGAAGUUAUUGAAGCUCCAAAUUCUAUAGUCUUCCCUCAAGCUGAGAACCGAAUGCAUGCACAGAAUGCCAUAAUGCUCCAUGUGCUUGGGAAGUAGUUGGUUGGAUGAUCAAUCUGAGGUUGAGCAAUAGUUAUGUACACUUUCAAUAGUUGGUUUCAGGCUUUCAGCCAUGUUUGAUCAAUAAAGUUGGAAUUUUGAGUUGCGUCUGUAUUAUUACUAGCCAUUGAAGAACAGCAGAGUCUUAAAAAAGCUUCUGUCGCUUUGAUUUGAGGCGUAUGACGGGCAUAAGUAUCCAUUUUUAAAGAAAGAUAGAUAAAAAGAAUAUAUCUGGGGUAUUUGACGUUAUACUUAAUAUUUUAGGUAUUCGA